Messenger RNA from Trichoderma virens Gv29-8, 1233 nucleotides. RefSeq lists its product as uncharacterized. Bases 1 to 1233 code for a protein of 410 amino acids. The transcript has a single exon. The record is from RefSeq and is a predicted model, not a curated record. NCBI's taxonomy places the organism in Eukaryota, Fungi, Ascomycota, Sordariomycetes, Hypocreales, Hypocreaceae.
AUGAUUUCUACAAGAUCAGCAACCAGACUGUCGCUGUCCCAGGGCAGAGCAGCUCUACGGGUUCCAAAACGCCAACAUAUUCGCUUCCAGACAACUUCAUCUACGUCUUCAUCAGCAAGCGGUGGAGCUUCCAAUGGAUCAUUGGGAGUCGGCCUUGUGGGCGGCGUGGCUGGGGCAGCAUUAUUCUACGGCGUUUAUUCCUUCACUCCUGCUGGUCGAACGGCAAGCAAGUUGAACAAGACGGUGAAAGAGGCCGAGAAGAAGUAUCAAGAAGCCGCCAAGGCACUGCAGGCGAAUACCCCGAGCGCAUCGCAAGCAGUGGAUUCCAUUAAGCAGUUUGCCUACUCUUACGUGGGCUGGAUACCUGGCGGCCGUGGCUACGUGGAUGCGGCAUUCAAGGACUGGGAAACCGUGAGGAAAGAGCACGGCAAGGAGGCGGAUAAGCUGGUCAAUGAUGCAUAUAAGCAGUUUCAGGAGAUUUCUAAAUCGAGCCUGAGCCUUGAAACAGCUUCCCGAGCGUAUGAUGCCCUGGCGGAUUUGGCGAGCAAGAUUGCCAGUCUCACUGGUGAUGCGCUUUCGGAUGUUAUGGACAACCAUCCGCAGCUGAAGGAGAAGCUCGGGGGCAAUAUCGAUCAGCUGAAGCAGAUGGGCGAGCACUACGGCCCAGAGGCGAAGAAGCAGGUGGACGAGACUUGGCGGCAGGUCAAGGACAUCUUUGCCGGCGGAUUCAGCGCCUCGAGUCUCGCGAAAGCGCGGGAGCUCAUCGACGACAAGGUGCAGCAGGUGCAGAAGCUAGGAGAUGAGGCCUGGAAGAAGGGCCUGGAAGAGGCCAAGCCGUAUCUUGAAAAGAGCCCCAAGGUCAAGGAGCUAUUGGAGAAGAAUGGCGAGGCUUUGAAGAAGGGCAAUAUAGGUGAGCUUUUCGGCAAGGUGCGUGACGCGGCCAAGUCUGGAGAUGUUGGCGGCUUGGAGAGCUACAUCAAGCAAGCGGCGCAGAAAGUGGGAGAUAAGGCCAAGGAGAGCGGAUGGGGAUCACUGGACAAGUAUCUGGACAAAGUACCGCAGGGCAGCGAGAUUCUGGGCAAGCUGGAGGAGAUGGGACGGGUUGCGGAGGAGCACAAGGAGGAAGGGGAGCAGCUGCUGAAGGAGACGAUGGGGGAUAUUCAGAAGGUGCUUGAGGAGAAGGGACAGAAGGUGAAGGAGAUUGUGGAUUCUGAGAAGAAGCAGAAGAAGUGA